CACAGCUCCAGGAACAAUCACAGUCUCUCUGACUGACUGCACUGCGAAGAGGCUACUCAGACUGUCAUGACACAAUCUCCAAUGAGUACAUACCUGAUGAUCACCAAUAAUAUUUUGCAAAUAGAGCUACAAAGGCUGCUUUGCAAAAUCAAGAGAUCCUGUUAAAAAAGUUCCGACGUGCACUAAGAUGUCAAGUGGACCUACCUUCAGUGUGUGGGACUAUGUGGUCUUCACCUUAAUGCUGGUCAUCUCUGCAGGUAUUGGGGUGUAUUACGCCUUCGCCGGAGGAGGUCAGAGCAGCUCCGCAGACUUUCUGGUGGGCGGACGGAGUAUGACGGCGGUACCGGUGGCCCUGUCCCUGACGGCAAGCUUCAUGUCAGCAAUCACCGUUCUGGGGACCCCGGUGGAAGUGUAUCAGUACGGAGCCAUCUUCAUCCUCAUCUGCUUUUCUUAUGCUCUGAUGGUGGCAGUAAGCUCUGAGAUCUUCCUGCCAAUCUUCUACAGACUGGGCAUUACCAGCACCUAUGAGUAUCUGGAGAUGCGUUACAAUAAAGUAAUUCGACUUUUUGGGACAGUCCUGUUUAUCAUACAGACAGUAUUGUACACUGGUCUGGUUAUUUACGCUCCAGCUUUGGCUUUAAACCAAGUCACAGGUGUGGAUCUCUGGGGUGCCGUCAUGUCAACUGGAGUCGUCUGCACUCUCUACUGUACAUUAGGCGGUCUGAAGGCAGUGGUGUGGACAGACGUGUUCCAGGUUGGCAUCAUCUUGGCUGGUCUUUUGGCUGUCAUCAUCCAAUCAGUGAUUCUCCAGGGCGGGAUCUCCACUAUCAUCAGUGACUCCUCCCAGGGCGGCCGACUCAACCUAUGGGACUUCGAUCCAAACCCUCUGAGGAGACACACAUUCUGGAGCAUCACAGUGGGAGGGACGUUCCUCUGGACCAGCGUAUAUGGCAUUAAUCAAGCUCAGGUGCAGAGAUACAUAUCAUGCAAGUCCCUGUUCCAUGCCAAAAUGGCUUUGUAUAUUAACUUAGUGUCUCUCUGGGCUAUUUCAUUAUGCUCAGUAUUUUGCGGCUUGUGUUUAUACUCCAUUUAUAAGAACUGUGAUCCAUGGACAGCAAAGAAGGUGUCUGCUCAAGACCAGCUUAUGCCAUACCUGGUGUUGGACAUCCUAAGCGAAUACCCUGGUCUGCCAGGACUGUUUGUGGCAGCAGCAUAUAGUGGCACUUUAAGUACAGUCUCCUCCAGUGUAAAUGCUUUGGCUGCGGUAACUAUUACAGAUCUGAUGCGCCCGUACCUCAGUCUGUCAGAGAGGCAGCUGUCCUGGGCUUCAAAGGGCAUGAGUGUGUUUUAUGGUGCCGUGUGCAUUGGAAUGGCUGGUCUUGCAUCUUUGAUGGGAGGGAUGCUACAGGCUGCUAUUAGCAUCGUAGGAGUGGUUGGCGGACCUCUACUGGGCCUCUUUUCUCUUGGCAUCCUGUUUCCAUGCGCCAACACAAAGGGAGGUUUGGCAGGGCUACUGUCUGGUUUGGUGCUGUCACUGUGGGUGUGCAUUGGAGCACAGAUAUACCCUCCGCAACCAGAGAACAGCAGACCGUUGCCUCUGACGACACAUGACUGUAACUUCUCAAUGGCACCAGACGGCACUAACUGGACUACAAACAUGGACCACCUCACAAUGAAAGAGGAGAAUCAACAAAGGCCUUUCCUAGCUGAUAAUUGGUACUCACUCUCAUACCUGUACUUCGGCCCAUUGGGGACUGUGACGGUCAUUGCCGUAGGGCUUAUUAUCAGCAUUCUUUCGGGGGGCAGACAGAUGAAACUGCAGCCUGGACUCACGCUAUCAAAAGAGGACCUCACCUGCUAUAAAGUCUACAAUGUACUCAAAGAAAAAGUAAGUAUAGAUUUUAUUGUGCAUAUAUAUGUGUGUAUGUGUAUAUAUAUACAUAUAUAUAUAUAUAUGUAUAUUUAUAUAUGUGUGUGUGUGUGUGUGUAUGUAUAUAUAUAUAUAUAUAUAUAUAUCCUCCUGGGACCCAGAAAAAAAAGUUUUUGAAUUUAAUAUUUUGUUUCACAUCAUUACAUUGUUUAGAACAUAAGAAAAAAAUGAAUUUUUUUUGAAAAAUUAUAUUUUAUUCAUAUUUUAUGCUAUGUCCUCUGUAGUGGACACCAGGACUAAGUUGUUUAAAAAAUAAAAUGACAAUAAAUUACAUGUACAGGCAAAAACAAUGGAUUUUUUUUUUUUUAUUCACCAAUCAAUUUUUAGGUUUCAGGAUUUUUUUAAACUAAAUUUUGUUUAUUAAAGAUGAUUCUCAACUAUGUUAUGAAAGAUAGAACGGAAUGAAUCGAUAUACCAUUUUACUUUAUGCAUUAUGUGGGUAAAAUGGCCAUACAUGGAUUUUCCCAUUCAAUACAAUGCAUCUAUACACUGUAUCUAAUUUGCAUAUUAACGUGUUCUUGGAGCAACAUGUAAUGAAAAAAGAAGUGUAAUAAUGGGAGUAAAAAUUGGCAAAAUUUUCAUAAUAUCUAAUAAUUAAUAGGAAUAUUGAUACAUAAUUUAUUUUGCUAUUCACUUGUUGUGUCUCCCAAAAUGCCUGAUAAUCAUGAUUUAAGUCCGGUUGUCCUCUACAGAGGUCAUGUAUGAAAUCAAUGCCCUGUUUUGUAACAGAAAGUCAUAUUUUGAUUAGAAACCCCAUAACAUUUUCCUGAGAUGUUGAUUUAUAACAAACAAUUUAAAAAAUAAUCCAAUUUAUCUCUGCAAAGCCCUGAAUGUGCUCUUUACAGGACAGCCAGACUUAAUAUUGUGACAUGUAUGAUGUCAGAGAAAUUCACUAAAAUAUAAUGUCCACUACAGAGGACAAAAGUCUAUUCCUGGGUCCCAGGAGCACACACACACACACAUGCAUAAA
This is a messenger RNA of Ctenopharyngodon idella (grass carp), 2900 nucleotides long. It is a transcript of the gene slc5a8, whose product is annotated as solute carrier family 5 member 8. Gene Ontology annotation, cellular component: membrane. The record is from RefSeq and is a predicted model, not a curated record. The transcript is spliced from 14 exons. Gene Ontology annotation, molecular function: organic acid:sodium symporter activity. Bases 188 to 2047 code for a protein of 619 amino acids. Gene Ontology annotation, biological process: sodium ion transport; propanoate transmembrane transport. Lineage: Eukaryota; Metazoa; Chordata; Actinopteri; Cypriniformes; Xenocyprididae.